UUCCCGUCACCCGCCCGCCCGCCCUCCGCGCUGCUGAUGGUCGCGGGCACCGAGCGCCAUGGAAGUGGUGAACCAGCUGGUGGCCGGGGGUCAGUUCCGGGUGGUGAAGGAGCCCCUGGGCUUCGUGAAGGUGCUGGAAUGGGUUUUCGCCAUCUUUGCUUUCGCGACCUGCGGCAGCUACACGGGCGAACUGCGCCUGAGCGUGGACUGCGCCAACAAAUCGGAGAGUGACCUCAACAUCGCAGUGGAGUUCGCCUAUCCCUUCAGGCUGCAUCAAGUGUACUUCGAUGCCCCGACCUGCAAAAAUGAGAUGACGUCCAAGGUCUUCUUGGUGGGAGACUACUCCUCAUCGGCCGAGUUCUUCGUCACGGUCGCCGUCUUUGCCUUCCUCUAUUCUCUGGGCGCCCUGGUGGUCUACUUCUUCUUCCAGAACAAAUAUCGCGAGAACAACAAGGGCCCUAUGAUCGACUUCACCGUCACAGCCGUCUUCGCCUUCCUGUGGCUGGUGAGCUCCUCAGCCUGGGCCAAAGGCCUGUCUGAUGUCAAGAUGGUCACGGACCCAGAGAACAUCAUCAAGGAGAUGCCCGUGUGUCAGCAGCGAGGUAACGAGUGCAAGGAGAAGCUGGAUCCCGUGACGUCCGGCCUCAAUACCUCUGUGGUUUUUGGCUUUCUGAAUCUGGUCCUGUGGGUUGGAAAUCUGUGGUUUGUGUUCAAGGAGACCGGCUGGGUGGCCCCAUUCAUGAAGUACCCGCCUGCCGCCCCUGAGAAGCAGCCAGCUCCUGGGGAUGCCUAUGGAGAGUCAGGCUAUGGCCAGGGGCCUGGAGGCUAUGGCCAGCAGGACUCGUACGGCCCCCAGGGUGGCUACCAGCCCGACUACAGCCAGCAGGGCUACGGGCAGCAACCCGACUACAACCAGCAGGGCUAUGGACAGGGAGGGCCCACCUCCUUCUCCAAUCAAAUGUAGGCUGGUUAAUGCCCGGGAGGCCCCCACGGAGGGGGGCGAGGCCCCAGGAGGAUGCCGGCCCCAGUGCCCGCCCCCUCGUCUCUGCCCUCCGUGCCCCAGGCAGUCCAGCGCCUGCCCCCGGGGCCGUAGUUGUCUUUGCUGUUUAUAUAUAUUAUAUAUAAAUAUAUAUAUCUGUCUGGAGCGCCCCACCUGCCGCCCCCACCCUGACACUCUGUGGCGCUGUGUGUUAGUCAUGA
Ornithorhynchus anatinus (platypus) is the source of this 1200-nucleotide messenger RNA. RefSeq names its product synaptophysin (gene SYP). Gene Ontology annotation, cellular component: synaptic vesicle membrane; presynaptic active zone; synaptic vesicle. NCBI's taxonomy places the organism in Eukaryota, Metazoa, Chordata, Mammalia, Monotremata, Ornithorhynchidae. The transcript is spliced from 7 exons. The record is from RefSeq and is a predicted model, not a curated record. The coding region runs from base 59 to 964 and encodes 301 amino acids.